UAUUACACAUAUAUUGUAUGUUUCUGUGUUACUCAGGCAGCCAUGUUGAGGUUGAUUAGAAGUUUGAGCUUCAUUUGUCUAAUGAUGGCCAUAUCUAGUAUGGCUCAGGGCCCUCCUGUGCUCGAUACAGAUGGUAACCCUCUGACAAGAGGUGUAGAAUACUAUGUCGAUCCUGCUAUAACUGAUGUAGCUGGUGGCUUAACUCUAGUGGCUCGCAAUGGAUCUUGUCCAUCUUAUGUUGGUCAGGUGCCUAUUGGACCUGGUUCUGUACAAGGCCUUCCAGUCAUCUUCACCCCAUCAAAUCCAGGAGAUACAAUAAUCACUGAAACUACAGAUUUCACUGUUGCAUUUUCAGCUUCCUCGACGUGUGUUCAAAACACUACAUGGGGCAUAGGCGAGGAAGAUCCAGAGACGAGAAGAAGAUUUCUUGUGAUCGGUGGUGAACCAACCGUCUUUGAUAUUAGCAGUGAUCAAGCAGUAGGUCCGUAUACAAUUGGAUGGUGCCCUCCAUGCCUCAAUCCUCCACCUUGUGGUAGGCCACGGUGUGGACUUGCAGGUAUUCUAGAGCAGAAUGGGACGAGGUUUUUGACCUUAGAUGGCCCUGCAUUUCCUUUCAGAUUUAGAAGGGCGUAAGUUCAUGUCACUGUAAUAGCACAAAUAAAUCAUUUCAUAUCUAGCCAGGACUUAAUUAUUCUCCAUAGAAAAAUAAGUCCGUUCGUGUCCUUGUAAUAGCAGCAAAUAAAUGGAGAUCUUUGCAUUCGUGUCA
Molecule: messenger RNA, 766 nt
Organism: Populus euphratica (Euphrates poplar)
Lineage: Eukaryota; Viridiplantae; Streptophyta; Magnoliopsida; Malpighiales; Salicaceae
Product: miraculin-like
Exons: 2
Coding region: 43-633 (196 amino acids)
Molecular function (GO): endopeptidase inhibitor activity
Source: RefSeq, a predicted model, not a curated record